AUGGAAUUUUUGUCGGAUUCAAACGAAACCGCUGCGUGCUAUGUGCUUCAAUUCGUCAGAGAAGCCGUCCACAAAUUGCCAAACCUUAAAGAAGCGAUAUUGAAGUCGCUGAAGGACGGAAUUCUAUCAAUUCAAGCUCCAGAGAUAUUCAUGUCGGCUCUUUGGAUUCUUGCAACUUAUUGCGAGCCUGAAAACAAUUUGGAGAUUUUGAAACUUAUUAAAAAUUCGAUCGGAGAAUUGCCAAUUGUUGAUUCGGAAAUCGCCGAGCAAGUUGAGGGAGCCGAAAUUAAACAUGACGAUGUGCCAGUGAAGAAAUCUACUGCGCCAAAGGUUACUGCUGAUGGAACCUAUGCUACUCAAACCGCGUUGUCGACCACACUGACAUCGAAGCGAGCUGACAAGCCUCCGCUCCGCCGAUUCCUUCUCAACGGAGACUAUUUCCUCGGGGCUAGAUUGUCCACAGUUCUUACAAAACUCUCCCAACAAUUUACGAUCAUGGAAGGAGCUGGAAGUGAGCGAUCGAAUCGCUUCCGGGCUGAAUGCAUGCUCAUUUUGGCUUCUAUCAUCCACUUAGCGAAGAGUGGUCAUGUUUCGCAUCCUGUUAAUGAAGAUGACUUGGACAGAAUGGGAGCUACAAUAAAGGUUCUAGCUGAAGGAAUUCCAAAUCUUGAUAAAGAAUUUGGAGACGAGUGCAAGAAAAGCCUUGAGCUUAUGCUCAAUUCGAGAUCGACGAGCCGAUUUGAAGACGCUUCAGCGACAUCUGGCAAAAAAUCGAAAGACUUCCUUGAAGUUGACAAAACGAUCACUUUCACGCAACUGUCGGCGAGAAAUAAUCAACAAGGAGAGAACUUGUUUGAUCUUUCCCUCUCGCAAGCUCUUGGAACUGCUCCGAAAGCACAGAAGUUUGAUUUUUCGAGCUCGAAACUUGGAAAAGUUAUCCAAUUGGCCGGAUUUUCCGAUCCAAUUUACGCAGAAGCUUACGUUAACGUUAACCAAUAUGAUAUUGUACUCGAUGUAUUGAUCGUCAAUCAAACUGCUGACACCCUUCAGAAUGUUUCUUUGGAACUUGCAACUGUCGGAGAUUUGAAGCUCGUCGACAAACCAACUCCAGUGACGCUUGCACCAGCCGAUUUUUCGAAUAUCAAGGCUACUGUCAAAGUGGCAUCGACUGAAAACGGUGUUAUAUUCUCCACUAUUUCGUAUGAUGUUCGCGGCUCAACUUCGGAUCGUAAUUGUGUGUACCUUCAAGACAUCAAAAUUGAUAUUAUGGAUUACAUUGUGCCUGGAAAUAUGAGCGAUACUGAUUUCCGUCAGAUGUGGAGCGAUUUCGAGUGGGAGAAUAAGGUGAACGUGAUGACACCGAUUCGAGAUCUUCGUGAAUUCUUAACACAUUUAUCGAGUUCGACAAAUAUGAAAGUUUUGACCGGAGAUGCAGCUAUUGAAGGAGAUUGUGGCUUCCUUGCUGCAAAUUUGUGUGCACACUCCAUUUUUGGCGAAGAUGCGCUGGCAAACAUUUCUGUCGAAAAAGCGUUGCCUAUGGAUGAUGCUUCGCCGAUUGUGGGUCACAUUAGAAUACGCGCGAAGAGUCAAGGAAUGUGCCUCACACUUGGUGAUAAAAUCAGCACGGCAAUGCGGUCUCGAAAAGACGGCAACCCGAUUCCCGCGCCGACUGCUUAA
Caenorhabditis bovis is the source of this 1677-nucleotide messenger RNA. The record is from the annotation of a GenBank genome assembly. Lineage: Eukaryota; Metazoa; Nematoda; Chromadorea; Rhabditida; Rhabditidae.